ACAACACGCGGAGGCUUUUUAAAAAAUAUAUACACUGAAAUUAUCCUUUCAUCGUCGUUUCGUGUUUAUCAAACUGCUCCUGUCUACGUAAGGAAUCAGCCUAGAUAACAUUGUCCACUCUACUUUGGGAAAGGAGCAAAAAGACUACAUUACCCAUCAACCUCAGCGCCGGAAACGAGUGUUUUCGUCUCAUGCGCUUCCGCAAGCUGCUGGAAGGCAAAGAGCGCGGGUGAUUUUGAGUCUGACAGACGGGGAGGGCAAAGUUCAGGGGGUGGCAGGGGUAGGGAGUCAUGUCUCUCUCGUUAGUUGAGUCGCGAUGGCCUGAGCAUCUUGUCCCGCUGAAAGAAGUGGAUAACUUGUUGCGCUGUGGGAUAUGCUUUGAUUACUUCAAUAUUGCAAUGAUUAUUCCUCAGUGUUCACAUAACUAUUGUUCACUCUGCAUUCGUAAAUCCCUGUCAUACAAAGCUCAAUGCCCUACAUGUUGUGUGGCAGCAACAGAACCUGACCUGAAAAAUAACCGGAUAUUAGAUGAACUGGUAAAAACCUUUGGUUCUGCAAGACUGCGGCUGUUCGAGGUGGUCUGGGAUUCCGCACUGUUUUCUUCUCCAAAGCUGCUUACCAAAAAUGACUCUGCCCAAAGCCGUGUUUUGACAUCCUCAAUUGGUUUUGUUUUAAAACAAGAAAAGCAAUUUACAGAUACCGUUUUAGUUAAAGAAAACUUUCACACCCCUAGAAGACACUUAAAGCCACCUGACAGGGAAACUAAAAAGAUCAAAAUAAAGCAGGAGGAGAGCCCAUGUGGUUCUGAAGAGUGCCAUGAGACAUUUGGCACAGAAGAAGCAAGCACAAGUCCUAUAGCAGGCACUAGAAACCCUGAAACGCCUUCCACAUCUGCAACAAAAGUUAUUACAAAGGUGGAGUGCCCUGUCUGUGGUGUUCCUAUUCAAGAACUUCAUAUAAAUAAGCACCUUGAUGGCUGCCUGAUAAGAGAUGAAAAGAAGGACAGUCUCCGAAGCUCUGGACACAAAAGAAAGUUACUGCCUAAAGUGGUGUACAAUUUAUUGUCUGACCGUGAUCUGAGGAGAAGACUGAAGGAACAUGGGCUCUCCACGCAGGGAACGAAACAACAGCUUAUUAAAAGACACCAAGAGUUUGUGCACAUGUAUAAUUCAGAGUGUGAUUCUUUGAAUCCUAAAUCAGUUGCUGAAAUUGUGAAAGAGCUGGAAAGCAAUGAGAAGACUCGAGCACAACUGGAAUCCAGUAAACCUAUGGAAGAUAGCAUGACAUUUACAAAGCACCAGACAGAAAAUGAAAUAGAUGAAAUUCAUAGAGAUUAUCGGAAAAAACACAAAGCUGAAUUUCAGCUUUUAAUUGACCAAAUGAAUAAGAGAAAGAAAAACACAAGUCAAAUAAAGGAGAAAGGAUCAGAGCUGGAAGAAGCAACUGCUGAAGAACUACCUGUAGAGACUGGAGAAAAACGAAGUGUUGAAGAGCAAGCAGAUUGGAUCUCCAAAACAGACACUCUUGAUUGUGGAAGAAGCCAAUCUCUUGAUUGGUCUGAAGUCAAACAAUUGUCUUCUACCUCCUCCUAUCAGUCAUUUGAAUCUUCGAACAGCUCAAGUUCAGACAUCAUAAGAGAUCUGGAGAUUGCUGGGAUGUGUUCAGGUUCAUCAGAUCACAACAGUUUCCCAGAUAUGAAAAUGACCAAGCAAAAAUCACAACGGUCUAGAAGCAACUCAUUAUUGUCUAAGAGUAAGCGAAGAAAAAAAUAGCAAAGAUAACUCCUAUUAUCUUGUGUUAUGGAAACUUCUAAAAUGCCUUUACUUCCCCCAAAGUCCCUGACUGUAAGCAUCCCACUUCUAAAUACAUUUACUUGGUAGUAAGUCACAUUGAUAGCAAGGCAAAUAGCUUCUAAGUAAAUGUGCCUUUACUGUCUAAAGUACUGAAACAAAUGUAUAUAUGUGUUAUGUAAGAAUUAUUUAAAUCAUUGACAUUUAAAAUGUUUUCUCAUAAUAUAAGCCGCUUAUGUAGGUAAUAUGCUUUUCAUCUACCUGCAUCCCCACCAACCAUUACCCAUUUUGCCUCAUAAUACUGGAUAUCGUUUGGGAUGCUUUGCUUAUUUAACACUUGUGGCUGGACCAUUGUUUCCUUACGCACAAGAGGAGCCUGAUUCACAAGCAUUUUAGGGGGGGAAAUGUUGUUGUCGUUCAGCUGUUUUAUGUAAAGACAAGUGUUAGCUUUGUAGGCCUUCUUGAUCCGCCUGGAGUAAAUAGCAGUAUCAGACUAGAAUCAGUUGCUCUUUUUUUUGGUAAGAUUCUUUGACCUCCACACUUUCUGUGGAAAACACUGUAUCUUCUUAAAGACUAGAAUUUUGAGACUGAAAAAUAAAAUUAAUUCAGUGACUCUCAUUGUUUUAAAAGAUUGCCUAACACAGGGCUGGGGGACCUGUGGCCUUCCAGAUGUUGCAGGAGUACAACUCCCAUCAUCCCUGACCAGAGUGGAGCUGAUGGGAGUUUCAGUCCAACAACAUCUGGAAGGCUACAAGUUCCCAUUCCCUGGAUUAACAAUCAGACUUGAAACCCUUGCUCCAUAAGAUUCCUAUUGAUUAUACUUUCUUUAAAAUAAUUCUUCUAACGCUCUUGCAUGAGAGAGAAUACUGGAGAGGCUACUCCUAUUCCUUACUGAUGUUCUAUUAGCCAACUAAUAAAAGAUUUUAAUUUUAGAUUUUAUCUGACAUAGCUGUAAAAAUAUUUAGCAGUGUGUACAUAUGCAAUUACAAGGUUUUUUUACUUUCUCUUAAAACAAUAAAAUAUAUUUAUUUGUUUAACGUCAAAGAUCAACAAUUUUUGGCUGGCUUUCCUUAGCAGAUGCAAGCUAAGGUUCAAGGUUUGUAUGUGCUUGUACCCAUCAGACUUCAGUGGCAGGAAGAUCUGUUUUGCUAUGACUCACCUUCUUUCCCACAUCUUUUACCUGCUGUUGUAUUGGGCUUACAUACUGCAGCAACUAGUUGGCAGAUCACUUGUGGCACCACUAGGAUGGAGUGUGUCUCUCUGUGUAUGCUUUCAAAGUUCUUUGCAAGGAUGUCUCUUUGCCACAUAGAUAUUAAGCAUUCAUAUCAAGGCCUUGCUUAGACCUAAAUCUGGCAACUGCCUAGUAUGUGCAAGUACACUAAAGAAAAUUACAAGUGAUACGUUGUGAAGUAACAACUGUUUGUUUAAUCAGCUAUCACCCUGCAGUCAAAUUUCAUUGCUGAUGAGAUGCCCUAGAGAUUUGGCUUAAAGGGCAAACAUACCUCAUUUUUUUAAGGUUACAGACUUUUUGCCAACUUAUUUGUUGUGAUAUCGUUUGGGAUUUAAACUUUAUAAAACAUGAUUAUUGAGAAAAAAUAUUAUUGAGAAAAAUUCCACACAGUGUCAUUUUUGUAUGGACAAAGUGCCAUUUAUUUGGCAUUCUCUAGCAGCAUUUCACCACUUUGCUAGUUUUCAUUCCUAUUGUCGUUUUGCUUCUGGGAUGCACUACGUACUAAU
Rhineura floridana is the source of this 3527-nucleotide messenger RNA. RefSeq names its product RAD18 E3 ubiquitin protein ligase (gene RAD18). The coding region runs from base 291 to 1772 and encodes 493 amino acids. The record is from RefSeq and is a predicted model, not a curated record. Gene Ontology annotation, biological process: protein monoubiquitination; DNA damage tolerance. Gene Ontology annotation, molecular function: ubiquitin protein ligase activity; single-stranded DNA binding. Gene Ontology annotation, cellular component: nucleus; Rad6-Rad18 complex. Lineage: Eukaryota; Metazoa; Chordata; Lepidosauria; Squamata; Rhineuridae. The transcript is spliced from 13 exons.